Caenorhabditis sp. 36 PRJEB53466 is the source of this 1723-nucleotide messenger RNA. The record is from the annotation of a GenBank genome assembly. NCBI's taxonomy places the organism in Eukaryota, Metazoa, Nematoda, Chromadorea, Rhabditida, Rhabditidae.
AUGUUCUUCCGCUUCCCGGUCCUUUUCUCGUUUUUUCAGCUUAUCAACUCUCUGGGUAAAUUUGAGUGAAAUCAGAAUGAUUGUAGACUUGCAAAAACGUAAUUUUUAGCAAUUGGUGGUAACCUUACACGUGUGGCGAGUUUUUCGAGAAAUGUGCCCAUUGGUCCGCUCAAAACGAUUUAUUUUUCGGUCGGAAAUGUUGCGACGUGUCAAGUUGGUUGCUUUGAAACUGUCGACUUCUUUGAAGCGGACAAAAGUUGAACGAGUGUUGUAGAAGCAGGAUUUCACGGACAACUUUGACCGGCUACUGUAGAACCGGAGGACGGUCUCCUCAGAGCUGACAAUGGGCGCGCAAGUGCGCCCCGCCCAAUAGAGCGAUACAUUGGCGCGAAAUUCAAAUUUUAACAGCAAAUUUUGUGUUUUUUGCCAGAUUAGCCACGAAAAAUCGAUAACUUCUCAUUUGUCUCUCGAUAGACCGAUUGUAUAGGCUAUUACGAAUUUUUUUUAGCGCAAGAGCGUUAAAUUUGGUCAAAUCGCAAAUCACAUUUAUCCGUUUGAAGGUUUUUCGCUAAAACUGCGUGCAUUUCAGUUGCUUUUCGGUAGUUUUCGCGGUUCGAGCGCUCAAAAUUCUUGUAUUUACGUGAUUUAUCAUUCUCAAAACCAAUUCUAUUUGAAAACGGUCAAGAAAGCGCAAAAUAAGAAGUGCGAUUUUUAGGCGGCGAUCGGCGGCGAUGGCGAAAAAGCGAAAUCCGCCGAAAAAUGCGCCAAAACGUCAUUAAUUCUGAGAAUUAGUGUGUUUUCAUGCCGAACAAUCAUCUUUUCAUCGCCUUUGACCACAAAAAUCAGAGAAAACGUGCUCAAUUCAUGAAAACGCCAUUGGGCCGCCGAGGCCACGCCCAUAUUGACAGCUCUGGAGACCGUGCGGAAGAUGUCCUGGCGCUCUGAAAUUUUUUGUGUGAAAACUUGACAUUUAGAACUGUACUUUUGUAGUUGACAACGUUUUUUUGUAUGACCACUCCCCGGAGUACUGUAGUUCUUGGAAGUUGGGACAAGUGUUGAGGGCAUAUAUGAAAACUGGCCACAACUUCAAUGGCCUACAGUACUCCAGUGUCAGCUACAAAAAUAUAGUCCUAAAUGUAAAUUUUAUUGUUCAGACGAACGACGCCGGCGAGCACGUCGGUCCGGAGGCUUGCACGUGCGCGGCCGUCCGCAGAGCAAUCCGGCCGGCUCGGGGACGUGCUCCGUGGAUACUUCCCGUGUUAAUUCCGUACACUCUGCUCAAUUAUAUUACAGUUGGGUUCCUCUUUUGGAUGCUUUGGAAAAUUCAAAAGCUGACCAAAGAGAUUGAAGAAAAAGGUUUGUUCGGGAAAAAAGCAAGCCAACUUGAUCCGAAAAUGUGUUCAAAAGUGGUCUUGCAGAGUCCAAUAGAGCAAAUUUGCAUUUUUUGUUUGCAGAAACCGAAAACGAAAAAUGGUCAGAAGCGGACACUUCUCAGUGGAUGAGCGACUCCAAACAGGUCUUCGUGGGGCUCGCAAUGAUCCGAUCGGGACCAAACUUUGCAGGCCUCUUGGACUUGGGUCCAAGUCCAAAAGUUUGGGCCCUAUCGGAUUAUAGAUUAUUGAUUAUUGAUUAGCAACUGGACCGAAAAACUUAAAAAUUGUGUAAUUUUCAGAAUUCUUCACCUAAUCCGAAAACGGAAUCGACUGAAGCUAUGGAAAUUUGA